Bipolaris sorokiniana ND90Pr is the source of this 1402-nucleotide messenger RNA. RefSeq lists its product as uncharacterized. The transcript has 3 exons. Lineage: Eukaryota; Fungi; Ascomycota; Dothideomycetes; Pleosporales; Pleosporaceae. Gene Ontology annotation, molecular function: nucleotide binding. Bases 67 to 1173 code for a protein of 368 amino acids. The record is from RefSeq and is a predicted model, not a curated record.
GGAUCUUAAAUUCAAUGCAUUUACACUUUGUACAUCCCUAAACACAUCUUGAUUAUUCCAAGCAUCAUGACAGACUCACAUAAGCGUAUCGGGCUGAUUGGUCUUUCAGCGAAAGGCUCUUGGGCAUCUCAAUCACACCUUCCUUACUUCCAAAAGACCUCCAAAUACAAGAUCACGGCCCUUCAAAACAGUUCGCAAUCCUCUGCUGAAGCAGCAGCCAAGAAGUACUCUCUGAACGGCGUCUCGACACAUGAAAGUCCGGCUUCGAUUGCUCAAGAUCCAAAUGUCGAUAUCAUAGCUGUCAGCGUCAAUGUACCUCAGCACUACAAUCUCAUCCGGCCAGCACUUGAAGCAGGCAAAGAUGUAUUUUCCGAAUGGCCACUCGCUCGGAACGCUGCGGAAGCUGAAGAGCUAGUGCAUUUAGCAAAUGAGAAGGGAGUAAAGACCUUGGUCGGACUACAAGCGCGUCAAAACCCGUCCAUCAUCAAGGCAAAGGAAAUCGUUGGCUCGGGAAUAUUGGGAAAAAUUCUCGGAACGACAAUGUUCGGCUAUGCUAUGAUAUUUGGAGGCGUAAUCCCAGAAGAGUUUCUGUAUGGGUUACCCAUUGAAGCGGGAGCUAACAUGUUGACUAUACCUUUUGGUCAUGCUGUUGACGCACUGUGCUAUGUUUUGGGCAGUGAGCUGCAGGGCAUUCUCGCUACCCUGUCCAACAACUACCCCGAGAUCGAUCUUGUUGAUAGUAAUGGCAAGCCGAUCGAAAAGCGCAAAAAGACAGCGCAUGACUUUGUCAGCAUAACGGCGUCGCUCAUCAAUGGCGGUGGCAAUGUCGCCGUGACAUAUGCCCCAGGCGUACCCCGCUCUGGACAUGGCUUCUACUGGGAAAUCAUCGGUUCGAAGGGUACUCUGAUUCUCGAAGGAGACACCGGCGGUCAUGUUCAAAUGUUCCAACCAACUAUCAAACUCGCAGUUGGCGAUGGGGGGGUUAAGGAAGUCGAAGUCGAAAAGGCAGGUGACUUUUCCUUCAAUGUGGGGAAAGCCUGGGACGCGUGGGCCGGCAUUGGGACGGAGAACGGAUACAGCGCCACAACCUGGGAGGAAGCGCUUGUGAGGCAUAAGAUGAUUGAAGCCAUCUAUCGCAGCGCGGAUAAGGGCACGCGUGAGAACUAUGUUUAAGCUUCACUGAUAUCUCUGGUCAGCGCUAGCGCAGGAAGCAAUGCACCUCGGUUGUGGCGCACAGCGAACGCCCCUUCAACUUAGUCGGACUUCCCAUCAAUACAAAAUCAUCGUGGAAUAGUUCUAACAGACCCCUAGCUGCGAACCUUUACUCUCCACAGUAUAACAUACCAAAGUUACAUCAGAUCCACAAUUAUUCUAGCCAAUCCAGUAAUCAUUGUUGUUCACA